GUAACACCGGAACUGAGGAGUUGACGCACUCUCUCCCAGCCUGCUGCUACCUCUCGGUCAUUCUCACUCCGCCACAAACGCUACUUCACCCUCGGUAGAGACAACGGUUGUAAACCAAAGCGGUCAGCAGGGGUCAUGAGGGUGUCGGAGGCCCCGGUCGCUGUUCAGAGCAGCUGAAGCAGACAUGGGCAAAGAAGUCUCAGAUGGCAUCCGUAGGCUCAGCCUCAUCGACUUCACCGGCAGCAUCCUCCUUCGCCACAACCACCACCGGCUACGCAACAAGUUCCCUAUAUUUGCCAGCAUCUCCCAGUAAGACUUUGCAAUGAGAAUGUCCGAUUCCGUCGACACUGAAACGAUGAAGGUUUCCGAAGCCGCCGACACAGUAUCGUCUCAGAAGGACAACGCCGCCAAGUCCGAGGUUUCCGAGCAGAGCCAGAGCAGCAGGGACGAACACGGCAGCAACAAUAAGAGGGACAUACAGCCUGUGAAGUACUCUAAGUCCAACACCAAGCUAAAGCUCGUGCGGAGCCUGGCAGUGUGUGAAGAAUCCUUUCCUUGCCCUAUUCCUGAGCCUUCAGCAGCACCUCAGGAUGGAUUCCUUCUGCAGCCCUUUGAAAAGGAAGAACGAGCCACACAGGACCAGGCUGAGAAAGAGGACAGCAGCGACAAGGUGGACAAACCUGAGAAAACGCAGAGAAAAAUGCUUUCUAGAGAUUCCAGUCAAGACUACACAGAUUCAACUGGCAUAGAUCUCCAUGAGUUCCUGGUCAACACACUGAAGGGCAACCCCAGGGAUCGAAUCAUGCUGCUGAAGUUGGAACAGGACAUCUUGGACUUCAUCAGCAAUAACGAAAGCCAAAAGAGAAAGUUCCCGCCCAUGACGUCCUACCACAGGAUGCUGUUACACCGAGUGGCAGCCUACUUUGGCAUGGACCACAAUGUGGACCCCAGCGGAAAGUCAGUGGUGAUCAACAAAACCACCAACACUAGAAUACCCGAUCAGAAAUUCUCAGAGCACAUCAAGGAUGACAGGGCGGACGAUUUUCAGAAACGCUACAUUCUCAAACGAGACAACUCCAGCUUUGAUCGUGAAGACAGCACGAUCCGAAUGCGUUUGAAAGCUGACAGGAGGAGCAAAUCGAUGGAGGAGAGGGAGGAGGAGUACCAGCGAGCCAGAGAAAGGAUAUUUGCACAUGAUGGAGAACACUUCAUACUGGAUAGGAGUGCUCAGGAUGAAGACGCAUGCAUGAGCACCCAACAGAGGCGGCAAAUGUUCAGGUUGAGGGCCGGCAGGUCAGGCGCCAGCCGGCAGAGCAGCUCCGAGACGGAGCCGCGGCACGGCGAGCCUCGACCGUGGAGCAGCACUGACAGCUCGGACAGCUCCAACCGGCUCGCCCCGAGGCCCGCCAUCACCAAGGCCAGCAGCUUCAGCGGCAUCUCCCCCGGCCUCGUCCGAGGGGACAGCACAGCCAGCAGCAAGAGCACAGGGAGGCUUUCCAAAACAGGUUCCGAAUCGUGCAGUAGCGUCGGUUCUUCGUCCAGCUCGCUAUCCCGUCCCCAGCUGCCUCUCCCGGUUUCAGCCUCUUCCCGCUCCAACAUCCCCAACGCACCCUUAAUCCACCCGGCUGCCGAAACAAGAGGCUCGGGACACCCGGAGAUGAUCAAGAACAUCCCCUCACAGCCACCGCCAGCUACAGACGCAACAAACUAUUACGUGCUGUCGCUGGAAGCCUCAGGGAUACCACCUGGCAGCGUUCUGGUCAACCCACACACAGGCAAGCCUUUCAUCCAUCCCGAUGGCAGCGCUGUAGUUUAUAACCCGGCCAGCAUCGCCCCCACUGCUGGCAGGAGUCCACAUCAGGGGAAAACCGCACAGCAGCCAAUCCCUGCCGCAGGCCAGCAGCAGCCAACCAAUCAUCUCCACUCCCAGCCGAUCUGUCCUCCUCUCCAGCCGUCCUCUGAGCCUGUCCACCACCCAACGGUCUCUUAUCCUCUUCCUCCUCCUCUUCCUCCUUCUCAGUUCCUGCCCGUCUGUCCUAACCAACAGUACACUGUGCCUGACACCCUGAACACCCAGUUCAGUCACAUGACUCUGGCGCAGCAGCCACCCAACGACGGUGGCGCCUCAGCUCCGGACGCCCGCCACUACCCCACCGUAUACCACCACCACCACCACCCCUCCCCCGUGCUACUGCAGGGAGCGCCUCCGCAGCAGCUCGCCGGCUACAUGGUGGCAGGGCCAUCAGGAGGACACCCGGGGGUGCUGCCAGGUCAGCACGUCCCGCUCCCGACCCCGGGCCCAAACCACGCGUAUCCCAGCAGCACCCCGGGCCCCGCCGCUUUCCCGGGGUCCACGCUGAACCAGCAGCUACUCCAGCAACACACCUACAUCCAACAGCCUGUCCAGCAGAUGUCUACGUGUUACUGCUCUUCAGCCCAUCACCCCCCCUGCUCCAGCCAGCAGCAGCAGCAGCAGCAGCAGCAACAGCAACAGCAGCAGCAGCAGCACUACCGGUCCCCAGUCAACGCGCUGCCCUAUAACUGCCCUCAGAGCCAAAAUCUGCCCCAGCAACAAGUGCACCAAGCCGUGAUGCCAAACCCAGCGUCCAGCUACCAGACCGUAGUGGGCGUGCAGCCAACACCCAACCUCGCUCUCACUGGCAACCAGCAAAGCAAUAUGGGCAACCAGAUGCAAGGCAUGAUGGUCCAGUACCCUCCAAUGCAGUCUUAUCAGCAGGUUUCUGUGCCACAGCAGACGUACCAGCAGCCAGUGUUUGUGUCCUGCCAGCCAGGACAGGGGGCAGUGGCUGUCGCUGGCAUGCAGCCCUGCUACAGCCUUCUCCCCCCAAACCAGCACACCACCAUGAGUUCUACCGUGAGUUUCCUGCCCGCCCAGAUGAUGGAGCAGCUCCAGUUUUCUCAGACGUCGUCCCCCUGCGUCUCCCAGCAGCACCCAGGCCAGCAGUAUGCAGGGUUGUUACCCCCAGCCCCCGGCAGCGGCAUGGUGAUGCUGCAAAUGACAGCGCCCCCCUGCCAGCAGCCCCGGGCCCCCUCCCCCUGCCAGCGGAAACAGCCCAGCCACAAACACCCGGGCCCCGAGCACCAGCGCAGCCGCAGGCCUGCCGAGCUUCCUCCGCCUCCAGACAACACCCAGAGCAGCCUGCCCUCGUCUCCGGCGCUCACUCCUUCGCCAGGCCAGCCGCCCAGCGUCAAGGGCCUCCCUUCAGGCAUCUCGCCCAUCCCUGUCAUGGCCCACCACCCGCAGCUCCCUACAGCCUUCUGCCACAGUGGACAAGGUGAAGCACACUACUCUCUACUGGGCCAACCUCUGCAGUACAAACCCUCCAUCAGACCUCCGCUGAUCCACACUGCACACAUGGUGGCCAAACACCAGGGUCCACUGGGGGUUUGGCGUAGCGGUCAUGGGAGGAAGGCCAACAGAAAAUCUCUGUCUUCAGAUCUCAGUGUAGGUGAAGCAGUGAGCAGUCAGAUCCUGGAAGUGACAGAUCCUCCGGAGGGGAUCAGCUGUACAGACUCUCAACACCUCCUGGCAGAGCUCUGCAAAGGGGGCGAAUUGAUCCAGCGGCUGUCGGACCAUCAGCCCUGGUUGCGCAACACAGCCAGAGACGCUCCCAGCGGAGACCCACCCUCAUCAUACUCUAUCUUUGCCAUGCUCCCCUCCAGAUACGCUGCCCAGAACACCAUGCUCCACCACAGUGGCCCCCGCCCCACCUUUAAACUCCGAACUAGUACCAGACACAAAGGGGAGCUGCGUGACUCAGAAAAGGCCAGCUCAUAGCUGCUAAGUUCUUGGUGCGUCUUAAGGAGCGCCACAUGAAUGCACAUCCAACCACCUGCCUCUGCUGCCUCAGUCUGGACUGUCUCGGUUCAAGUCCCAGACUCUGUCCAAACCGAAAACAGUAUCAAAUGUUUGAAGAAUGAAUGUUCACUUGUAUUUUGUUUUAGUUCAUUUUUAUCUUUUUUUUUUUCUGGCCAACAGGUCUGUGCAGGGUGGAAAACUGAACACCACCAGCCAGUUUGGUUUUCUUUGUAAAAAAAAAAUGCGUCCGUGGCUGCUGAGCGCAACUGGAGGCCCCCCCUUUUUUUUCUAAAAGUCUAGUUUGCUGUUCAAAAAUGAAAGUGUUUGGAGAGCUUUGGGAUUUAUCCGCCAGCUAAGAUGUUAGCGUCUCCACUGUGGCUCUUUUUUAAUAGCAGGUGAACGAGUGUGACAGCAGCAUAUCGAGCAGAACUUACACAUAAUCUACUUGUUUCUGGUUCAAGAAUGUUUUUUUGUGCCCACUUUUAAAAUUAGACAUUUGAAAAUCGGGGCUCUAUAAAAUAUUAUUGCAUUUAAAUCGAGUGUGUUUUAUUUUUACUUUCAUCAAUAAUUCCUUUCAGCUGUGUCCAAGCUUGGUCCCAGGCACCGAGUCGACGAAGCGGACGUAACACUGAGCAGCAACACAUUUCUGUCAUGUUUAGGCACACGAGAACGGGUUUCCUCUUGUAUAGCAUUCUUCAAACAAGCUCCAACCAAUCACACACACAGCAGCAUUUGUACAACGUGAGCCCAUACAAUAAUAAACACUGAAUAAUAGAUAUACAACCUGAAUUAUUUAAAGUCACUUUUAUACACAGUGAAUGUUGCAUUUGCACUGAACUGAUGAACGAGAUGGAGAUUUUGAUUGGUAUUGGACAGGGCCUGGAUUUUCUUUUAUUAACCCCUCCCGUACCUGUUUGUUGCACUCGGCCAGGCCACUUUCUUUUAUAUUUAAUUAAAAUGUUUAUAUGCACAAGAAAAAUGCAAUCGAGUUUGUCACUCUACUUGGCUUCGUUUUUUUUGGAUUUCAGUUUGUGUGAAUCAUGAGAGGUGUUUUGUCUGGUGUGACUUUCCUUUCUUUUUUUUUUUUUUUUUUUUUUUUUUCUUCUUUUUGUUGUUGUUUGUUUUGUUUGUUUGACUCUAAUAAAUGUUUGCACCACA
Thunnus maccoyii (southern bluefin tuna) is the source of this 4978-nucleotide messenger RNA. RefSeq names its product R3H domain-containing protein 1-like. Lineage: Eukaryota; Metazoa; Chordata; Actinopteri; Scombriformes; Scombridae. Bases 323 to 3799 code for a protein of 1158 amino acids. Gene Ontology annotation, molecular function: nucleic acid binding. The transcript is spliced from 27 exons. The record is from RefSeq and is a predicted model, not a curated record.